Molecule: messenger RNA, 3922 nt
Organism: Ostrea edulis (European flat oyster)
Lineage: Eukaryota; Metazoa; Mollusca; Bivalvia; Ostreida; Ostreidae
Product: CST complex subunit CTC1-like
Exons: 25
Coding region: 256-3798 (1180 amino acids)
Biological process (GO): telomere maintenance via telomere lengthening; positive regulation of DNA replication
Cellular component (GO): CST complex
Molecular function (GO): telomeric repeat DNA binding; single-stranded DNA binding
Source: RefSeq, a predicted model, not a curated record
GGCAUUUUUUUUCUUUCAAAAUUAUAUGCUAUAUUAGCUUGAUUGUGUCAAUUCACGGUCAAAUGACAUCAAGCAGGACUCAGAGGUCUAGUUAGCCUAGAUGAUGUGUGUCGUAGAAUCAAAUUUAAAAUCUCAGCUACGUUUUACAAUCCUACAAGGAAUGAACAGCUGAUGAAGAAGACGAUGUGAAGAAAUUGUCAGUGAUGCAAAGUGGUAGCGUUAUACAUUUUAGUAAAUGGGGACUACAUGUAGAUCAUGAAUGAGGAUUGUGAAAUCGAUGAAUUCCUGAAAGCAUCAGCAGAUACAUUACAUAUUGGAAAGAAUGAACAGGAGAAAAGUUGGCUGAUAUCACUGUAUGACAAGCUCUGUAUCACUAGAGGACACAUUUCUUAUAAACAUCACCACUUCCUGUCUGGACUUCAGAGGCUUGUACACAGUGGGUAUUUAGACUACAGCUUAGUCAGUGUGAGAGAACUGGUGGACAGUCCUGAGAACUUUAUAGGGGAUCAGUCUGUCACAGGUCCACUUGGUACCGGGAGAGGACUGCACAGAAGCAUUUUGUCUGGAAAAUUUAGUUUCUCAUUUCCAACCGAGAAUGAUGAGAUAUCCUUCAUUCAUCUACAAGACGAAACCGGAACAGUUCACUGCAAGGUUACCGAGUCUUUCAGGAGGAAAUUGAUCCACAGUCAAGAUUCAUGGUGUUUCUUAUCUUCCUGGAGAUUGAUUUCAAAGGGACUUGGUACCAUCUUUAUUGAAGUUACAAAAUUUUUCCAAGAAGAGGAUGUUCACAAGAAGAGAGAGAUUCAAGUGUUGUCAACAGCUGAUGUGGCACUCUUACUGGAAAACAAGGACAAAGUAAAGCCUGGCUGUGUAAAUGUUAUUGGAAAGACUAGCUGUGUCAGUGAAGUAAUUAAAAUUAAAGAGGACUUUUUCCUGUGUAUUGAGUUGGAAGACAGGGUUGCCAUCAUUGUAAAGGACAGGAAGUACUUGUACUGGCAUGACCUUCUGACCCCGCAGACAGAGUAUGUGUUCCUUGGAUUGUUGCCCACCACCAUGUACAAGGGAACACCUCAGGAGAAAAAAGUUUUGGUUCCAUGGAAAAAUUCUGAAGUAUUGAUUCCCACAAUGGAAAAAAUUGAGCUCAUUCCUCUCUCUAGAUGGCUGAAUGUGAAUCGCAAAGCUCAGCAGAUGACAUUGAUGGACCCCAGAGAGCAGAUGUCAUUCUCCUGUAGACAGGAACUGUGCUCAUACAAGGGGGAAAUAACCAACACAGAUCUGGAAAACUUUGGAAUAUAUCAGCUGGACAAAACUGUCUGGUUGGUUCUGAGCUGUGUGCCAUACGUGCAUUACCCCAGAGAUCUCAAUCUUGGCACCCACAUCGCAGUGUACAACAGUCACAUGGCAGUCUCUAAACAGGUUCCCAAGAUCUGUUUCAUCAGCUGUACUUCUAGUUGUGUCAGGGUAACACGGUUCUCUGAUCUCUCCACACAAACAAAGAGCAUAAAGUUGUCUGUCUUUGUCAGACAGAAGCUGUUGAGAUAUGCAGUCAGUAAGGGUAUGGCUGUCCAGUUUGCCAGAUUUCUGAUUUCACUUUACACCAAAUUCAACAACAGUCUAUGUUCUCAGUUUGAUUGGAUGUUGGGCAGAUUUGUGAGCAGUGGUAUGGAGCUCCCCAAGAGAAACUACAUGGAGGAGUUCUUAUCCAGCCCACACAGCUGUUUCCUGCAUAAAACAAAGCUAGAAGACGUCUUCCUACCAGGGGUGAUUUUAUGUUCUGACAUCACAUUUGCCUCCGAGGUAAUCUACAGGCUGGGAUAUAAUCUUGUCCAAAGUCUGAAAAACACGGAGAGACUAAACACAGAGCUGUACUGGAUGUAUCACACUGAGAGUAACACACAGGAUGUCUCCAAGGUUUUGAUUGGGUAUAUAAAGUUCAGUGCAGACAAUGGUAAGAUUCUCUUGAUAGAUGAUACAGGGUGUCACAAAUGUCUCAUACUGAAAGGACAGGACAAAAAUCCGUUCGAGGUAGCAUCAUUAAAUGGAUGUCUUGUGGCCGUACGAUAUUACACUGUGGCGUGUGAAAAGUUUCAGCUAUGUCGGUAUCCAAACUUAGAUUCCUAUGGUCAGGAGAAGUAUGUCAGUAAUUUUAGAGAAGAACUGUACUUGACAAUGUCUUUGUCAGAUGUUGAGAUCUUGAUGAGUAAAAACAGGACUCUAACGAACAGCGAGUGUGACCGAGUCCUGUGUUGUGUGAUUCGCAAGGAAUCCCUGCAGAUGGAGGGGAUGAACACGGGUCAGCCACGAUUGAGAUUUACGGCCUUUGGAUAUUUCUUGGAUGAUUCCUGGACUGAUGAAGAGAUCCACAACUUUACACAGGAUGCUUUUAAGUUUUGGAACAAAACCUACGAAUUGGAUGUUGAGACAGAGAUGGGCACUGCUUGUGCAGGACAACACAAAUUUCCCUUGACCGCCUCUACUGUCCUGUUGUUCCAGGGUCAGUCCGUCCAGUGGUAUGAGGCCAUCCAGCCAGGCCAUAUUUACUGGUUUAUCUCGAGUGAGAAACUGAUUCCUAUCUCUACAAAAAGUACUCUUAGGUUUAUGAAGAAAGUGGAGAAGCAGGCAGGAGGUAAAGCCUGUGUCCCUGUUGGUGAGGAUAUGUGGGUGACAGAGAGAAGACUAAACUACAGGUGUCAACACCAGGCAUGCUGUGUGUGUAUGGAGUCCCACCCAGUAACAGAUAUAGGAGAUAUCAUUAAGGAAAGAUUCACGACUCGGAUUGUGAGUUUAGAAGGAAGGAUUAAGAGUAGACGUCAUCUUGUCGGAGAAAACAAACAGCUUCACAUGAAAACCAGCACAAACUGCUGCUCCAAUCUGUGUGUAUCCACACUUGACAACCAGAAGAUCAGUUUAGUUGUGUCCAGCCUAGACUCGGGGGAGGAGAUGGUUGUUUAUCUGAUCCUGAAUAAUAUCAGCUAUCCAUUGGGCCUACUGCCUGGUCAUGUGAUUAGGUUUCACAAUUUGGAAAGGAAGGUGUCGCGGCAUGGUUCUGUAUACUGUCAGUAUGUGGUCAUUUCAACAGUCCAAAUCCUGGACACAGUCACGCAACACCUGGACAGUGAAGUAAAAAUCAAAGAAACAAAAGAUGUGGAAUCUCUUUGGGAGAAUGUGUCUCUACACAGACUAUGUGAGGUUCAGAGAUCAUCAGGUCUUAUUAAGCUACAGAGUGUCUGUCAUAUCCACAGGAUUACCAAACUUGCAUUUAAAAGUUCCUGUAUCAACUGCAGUUCUGUGAUAUACAAUGGAGAGUGUGAAAACACCCUCUGUAAUCCUGGUCAUGGCACCAAAUUCUUUGCUUCGGCAAGUUUUACCAUAGAUGAUGGAACGUCCUUUUCCAAUGUUAAAUGUUAUUCUAAAGCGGUUCAGAAGCUACUCCAGUUAACAGAUACAGAGUGGUCAAGUUUAGAGGAGGCUGUAAAGAACCAGGGAGACAUAUUCCUGACUUCAAAUAGAAAGUGUGAAAACAGUGUAGAGGUCUUUCUUCAAUUAUUACGGGAAGGAGACCACCUCCAACAGCCGAAGAGACUCCUACUGCAGUUAGAUAAACACCAGCAGUCUAAGGAGACAGUGCUUAACAUAGAUAGCAUCCCCACAUCAGAUUUUUUUGUGAAGACAGUGGACACAGGUAGUGGAAAAGUGGAAACAAGAUGUCUGCCAAUCCUUCAGCUCAUUUGUCUUGAUAUACGGGCAUUUGACAUCACGUCUUACGUCAUGCACAAUUUCACAGAAUCUUCAAAAUAGUUGCAGCUGACAAAACAAUAUACUGCUCUUAUGAUUGGAAGUGCAUCAUAUAUAAAACAACAUUAGAAACCUGUUGUAUUGUGCCCAUGUAUGAUAUACAUAAUUAAAGUCAUGCAAAAUAAUG